Molecule: messenger RNA, 1062 nt
Organism: Exophiala aquamarina CBS 119918
Lineage: Eukaryota; Fungi; Ascomycota; Eurotiomycetes; Chaetothyriales; Herpotrichiellaceae
Exons: 2
Coding region: 1-1062 (353 amino acids)
Source: RefSeq, a predicted model, not a curated record
AUGGAGCUGAAUGUAGUGUUGGCACCAGGCCAGUACUGGGAGAGUCGCCUGCGAGCACGUCUCACAGAACUGGUGAAACAAAAGUUUGAAGGGCACCCUAACGUACGUCCUGACGACACUGAGGUUGUCGUAUCAAUGACAGGGCGCUCACAACAAAAACUGGUUAAGCGUUUUCCUGGCAUCGAUGUUGACUGGUCAGUCAUUCAGACACGGCUAGAGGCCUGGAGUGAUUUUUUACGCAGCGGCAAAGGGCUACGGGUCAUUCUCUCAUUCAACUAUAUCCAGGUAGGUCUUCCUGUAACAAAUGUUGGCGGAAAGAGAGGCGAGAAGCGCGGGCGGGUGUCGACCAGUGAUCAAAUGCGUAACGAAAUGAACCAGCGGGUCGAAGCAGAACAAAUCACUUUCGGACGGUCCAACUGGCAGAAAGUGCCCCACUGUUGGAUUGAUCCAGCAGGAAAGAAACACUACAGACUCCUGACUCACCACCUCAAAGAAUUGGUUAGCUUUGUCGAACGGCAAAACAAGCUAGAGACCCAUGAUGAUGUUCCCCCCUCCAUCAGGCAACAGUUGUAUGCAGAGGAACAGCAGAGACAUGAUCGGAAAUUAGGCAAGAUAUCUGGAAAUCCCAGCGGCUCGUCCGCCGUCACUAUCAACAUACUGCCUAGCCACGCACAACAGGCAACGCUUGUCAAUGGACAAACACGUUCGAUUGGAUUAGUACAAGUUAAUGACUUAUCGUUGGACGAGGAUCUAAGCAUCGAUGGACCUCGCGACGUCGCUGUAAAAGACUUUUCCACUUGGUUGCAGGCUCAGUACCAGGAUCCUUCAUACCAAAAGGAAGUUCAAAAAGCUGAAAAGGCGAUGUUGGAUGAAGGAUUUGGCCUUCUCCAAAUAUAUGGGGACCGCAACAAGGAGUUUCUUGCUAGCAAGGGGGUAAAAAGAGGCGUUGCCGAUAGCUUUAUGAACGACAUUCCGAUCUGGAACAAGCGUCGCAGAGCAAAUCGAACACAAGUUGAAGGUGAUGAGCAUAUUGAGACUGGCGAUUCUCCGUGGGCUGUGUAA